Nerophis lumbriciformis (worm pipefish) is the source of this 1302-nucleotide messenger RNA. The record is from RefSeq and is a predicted model, not a curated record. NCBI's taxonomy places the organism in Eukaryota, Metazoa, Chordata, Actinopteri, Syngnathiformes, Syngnathidae.
AUGGAACCCGGCUGUGUGCGCACGGCAAUGGCCAUGGGGCUGACGUCGAAAAAGGCGUCCGCCCGGAGCAUCGGUGUGGAAAGAAAAAACCUCAUCACGGUGUGCAGGUUUUCGGUCAAGACCCUCCUGGAAAAGUACACCGCUGAGCCCAUCGACGAUUCGGCCGAGGAGUUCGUAAACUUCGCUGCCAUCUUGGAGCACAUACUUAGCCACCGCUUUAAAGGCUCUGCCAGCUGGUUUAGCUCAGAUGGACAGCGUAGCUUCUGGGAGUACAUUCGGAUGGCAUGUGGUAAGGUGCAGAACAACUGCAUCGCCAGUAUUGAGAACAUUGAGAACAUCAGCACAUCUCGAGCCAAGGGACGGGCAUGGAUUCGAGUGGCACUGAUGGAGAAACGUCUGUCGGAAUAUGUGUCUACUGCUCUAAGGGACACCAGGACAACCAGGAGGUUCUACGACGAUGGCGCCAUCAUGCUGAGAGAGGAAGCCACGGUGCUGACCGGCAUGCUCAUUGGACUGAGUGCCAUUGACUUCAGUUUUUGCCUGAAAGGGGAAACGCUAGAUGGCAAGUCACCAGCGGUGAUCGACUACACGCCCUAUCUGAAGUUCACUCAAAGCUACGAUUGCCUGAGCGACGACGAGGACCGGCGCAGCGUAGACAGCAGCAACAGCGAGGAGAGUGUCCCUGAGCAUCCUUACAUCCCGCUGGUCACCGACGAGGAGAGCUGGAGCAAUAAGUGCCGGAAGAUGGAGCAGCGAUUCAAGAUUGUAUAUGCCCAGAAGGGCUACCUUGAGGAGCUGGUUCGUCUUCGCGAGUCACAGCUCAAGAACGUGGAAACGGAGAACAAGCGUCUGAGGGCAAAAGUGGACGAGCUGUCAUCACAGAGUCAGCGUGAAAAGAAGGAGCUGGAGGCCGUCGUGCUGGAGCUGCAGGCUCAGCUCUCAUCUCUAAUGCCUUGUGACUCGUCCCACCUUGGAAAAAACCUUUCCAUCCCACUUAUCAACCAGUGGACCACUGUCACUGACCACCAGGGUGAUGUCAAACUCUUCCGCAGGAGGAGUUUCCAUAGUAUGGAGCAACUUUCUGCCGAGAUAAGCCUCAACUCGGACUCUCAGAGGACAGAUGAGAGGCAGAACGGUGAUGCCGCCUGGACUUCAGCAGGAAAAGACAACACGCCGUCCAUGUUGGGUCUUUGCGGCUCUCUGGCGUCACUGCCGAGUUCCAAGUCGCUGACCAGCCUCAAGUCCAGUGAGUGUCUCGUCAACAUCAGCGCCGAGCCUAGCCCCGCGCUUUCUCCCAGCUAG